Oppia nitens is the source of this 645-nucleotide messenger RNA. Its product is annotated as histone-lysine N-methyltransferase SETMAR-like. NCBI's taxonomy places the organism in Eukaryota, Metazoa, Arthropoda, Arachnida, Sarcoptiformes, Oppiidae. The transcript is spliced from 3 exons. The coding region runs from base 1 to 645 and encodes 214 amino acids. The record is from RefSeq and is a predicted model, not a curated record. Gene Ontology annotation, molecular function: nucleic acid binding.
AUGGGUCAAUCACGGGAAGUGACCACCGAUGAAAAUGUGGCCAGAAUUAGGGAACUGCUACAAGAAUAUCCGCGAAUAACGCUAUUACAGAUGGCUUAUAUACUGAAUAUCUUAAACGAGAGAGUACAUCAUAUUCUGCACAAUUAUAGCAACGCAAGACAUAUUUGUAUCAAAUGGGUACACCACUUGUUGUCGGCCGACCAAAUGGCUACUCGUGUUAAGAUCUGCCGGGAGAAUCUGAAGAUUUUUGAAAAUGGCGGCAAUCACUUUAUUUAUCGAUUAUUAUGGGUCAUAGAAGAUGAAGAGAUCCCGAAGUUGGCCAAACGUGAAGUGCAUGUUACCACCGACUGGUAUGUGAAAAAAUGGUUGUCUAAAGUCUUUGAAUCUAUCAAUGAGGAUCGCCCGAAGUCUGGACUAACUGGCAUUAUAAUGUAUCACGAUAAUGCCAAGUCUCACAAAACAUUGGUAACAACCCGAUAUCUCGAUGACAAUGGUGUUCAACUUUUAACACGCCCACCUUACAGUCCUGAUCUGUCUCCAGCUAAUUUUUGGCUUUUUAAAAAUCUCAAGAAACACCUAAAAGGAACGGUAUUUAAUAGCAAAAUUGAUAUUGACAACGCUUUUGAGUCAUUUUGGGAGACCUAA